AUGAGCGAAAAUGUAUGGACCGCAGCAAGUGACGGCGACUUGGAAAGCGUCACGGCGUUUUUGGCCAGCGGAGGGGAUGUCAAUGCCAAGGACGAGAACGGAUACACGGCCUUGCAAGCGGCGGUAAGUUACAGCCACAUGGAGCUCGUGGGGUUCCUGUUGGCUCGCGGAGCGGAUCUCCAGCUGGGCGACAACGAUGGGGACACGCCCCUGCAUUUGUGCGAGACAGUGGAGUGCGCGACGCUGCUGCUGGAAGCUGGAGCGGACUUGAAUGCACGCAAUGCUGACGGGCGGACGCCCUACGAUGUUGCGAUCCAAGACGAGAACGAAGAGCUCAUGGCGAUGUACGCGGACCGGGGCGCCGACAAGUCCGACACGACUAUGGCGGACGAGGACACGAGCGCUUGGAACGGCGAAAACGAAGCAGCAAGUGCUCCUUGCUAG
This is a messenger RNA of Hyaloperonospora brassicae, 444 nucleotides long. The record is from the annotation of a GenBank genome assembly. Lineage: Eukaryota; Oomycota; Peronosporomycetes; Peronosporales; Peronosporaceae.